CGUGCUUUUGAUGUCAACAGCUGACUUGGGAAGCGCUCGUGCGAACAACUUAUUUUGUUCUUACUAAGUGUUUUAUACUUGGAAACAGGAAAGCUCCCUCUGGUGGAUGCACCACGCAAGAAGCGUGUUCGAGCGCCCUGACCGCCUCGCCUAACUACUGCAGUGCCCGCCCGGACAUGGCUGCGCUGCUGCUGCUGCUGGCCUUGGGCUGCCUGGGCGCUAGUGCGGCCAGCUGGCCCACUGGCGGGCCCACUGGCCGGCCCACUGGCCGGCCCACUGGCCGGCCCACCGGUGGGCCCGCGGGCUGUCCCGUCGCGCGACUCGGUCUCAGCGGCAGGAACGACCUCUCGGGCUCCUGGAUCUCUCACGUGGGCGACACCGAGAUAAAUAUUACUCACCAUACGAAUGCAUCAGAUGAAUAUCCUUGGAGCUACCAAGAUUGGGAAGUCAACAUAAGCCUCUGGAACCCGAGCUGCGCUGCUCAGAAGACGGAGCGACAAGAAUCCCACACUGACUGGGGCUACGAUGCAAUAGUUGUCGAUAUAAAUGCUCGUCCACAUCAAUCCCACGCAUUUCCACCAGAAGCAGCGAAAGCCCGCAGGCCGCGGUACCAGGGCUACACGCGGCUGCCUGGCCUGGGGCUGUACAAGCUGCACAGCGAGCCCCGCUGCUGGUCCGAGGCCGCGGACACGUGUGACGACGAGCAGGCGUACCUGGCCGCCGCCAACUCCUGGCCCGAGGCUGAAGCCCUGCGGCGCCUCUUGGCGGCCUCGCCCGCUGCUUUCCUGGGCCUCAGCGACCGCCAGUCGGAGGGCAGCUUCGUCAGCGUGCUGGGUGCGUGCCCUUCGCUCCUUGCAGCUGAGCGCUCAGGAGAGCGCAUGCAGGACCUGGGCUAUGACCGCUGGGCCGAGGGCGAACCAAGCUUGGGUCACGGCAAGCACUGCGUGGCUAUAUCACGCAGCGGUCUGCUGAGCACCGAGCAUUGCGACACAGCACUGCCCUUCCUGUGCGAGGCCUGGCUGCUGGACUGAGCACUGCGCUUCUCUUCCUGUGUGAGGACUGGAUGCUGGACUGAGCACUGCGCUUCUCUUCCUGUGUAAGGCCUGGCUGCUAGACAGAGCGCUGCACUUCCUGUGUGAGGACUGGAUGCUGGACUGAGCACUGCGCUUCUCUUACUGUGUAAGGCCUGGCUGCUAGACAGAGCGCUGCACUUCCUGUGUGAGGACUGGAUGCUGGACUGAGCACUGCGCUUUUCUUCCUGUGUAAGGCCUGGCUGCUAGACCGAGCACCGCACUGAACUUCCUGUGCAAGGCCUGGCUGCUAGACCGAGCACCGCACUGAACUUCCUGUGCGAGGCUUGGCUGCUGAAAUGAGCGCUGCACUUCACUUCCUGUGUGAGGUCUGGCUGUUGGACUGAGCGCUGCGCUUUUCUACCAGAGCGAGGGAUUUUGCGCGGGGGCCUACUAGUUCUCCGUAUGUCCACUUCUCCGAAUUGCCACUUCUCCAAACAAUCAGUUCUCUGACUUUAGAAAAAAAGGGGGUCACCUUGUUUUUAACCAAUAUCAACACGGUAGUACGUUUCCCGUUACUGAUGACAGUUUUCACUUUAUGAAUGAGACAAACAACGGGAAAUCGUGUUUCUAAGUAUCUACAUAAUGCAGCUAAGUACAUUAUUAUUUUCUCGCAUGUUGCCUGUUGUGCGCAUGUAUACGUGUACGUGCGCUCAGGGCGAGUUGAGUACGGCGAGGCAUGAAGUAGGGUAAUUAAUUUGAUAGAUGAAUAGUUUCUUAUGAUUAAUUAAUUAAAAAUGUAAUGCCUUAAUUGUAUUUGUUUUUUUUUAUUACUUAGAUUUUUCAACUAAAUAAGAUGAAAUCUUUGAAGAAUGUUUUUGUUACUUCAGUCACUACACACUUUGUGAGCUUACACUUUAUUUGUUCCUUUAUUUUGAAUAAAUUCUGCAAUUUCUUUUA
Molecule: messenger RNA, 1970 nt
Organism: Bacillus rossius redtenbacheri
Lineage: Eukaryota; Metazoa; Arthropoda; Insecta; Phasmatodea; Bacillidae
Product: hemolymph lipopolysaccharide-binding protein-like
Exons: 5
Coding region: 177-1031 (284 amino acids)
Source: RefSeq, a predicted model, not a curated record